UUGAUUUUUCGCAGAGUUUGCGGCAGUCGUCUAGCACGCCGGUGCCCAGCGCGAAAACACAGCCGCCGCGCGUCGCGUUUUUAAAAAUAAAACAUCUUAAUCAAAAUUCGAACGCAUUACAAUUUCGAAAUUCGAAAAAGGAAUCCAGAAUCGCGAGGUUCAGUGCCAGAUAGUGCUGGAGGGAUAAUAUUCGGCGAAUGCACCAGGCGUCCAGAAGCCGCAAGGCGUAGACCACUUGAGCCGGCCUCGGAGGAGCGACCAGAUGAUCGGAUCAUUCUGGAACCUGUGUCGCGCGUGCCCUUCCAUGCCCGUCGACAAGCUGCAUUCCGAGUACCGCAGCACGUACAGAUGGCACGAGCACAAGGAACAGCAGCAACAGCAGGGCGUGGUCAAGCAGCCGGCGCCAACCCCGCCCAAUGUGCUGCCACUUACCAGAGGGCCCAUGGAGCCAGCCAUGCCGAGGCGCAAGAAGUACCCCGGCAUGGCGUACAAGUCGAACGAGCUGUUCGAGCCCGCCCCCGCCGACGACAUCCGCCCACACCAGACGUCCGCCUUCGAUAGGGCAAGGCCGAGGAGUUCUCAGCGAAAUGAGACGGACCGCGCCGGGCGACGCAGCAAGUCUGAGGGUCCUCGUCAGCCCAGGUGGACUGAUACCGUGGAACCCAAGGCGACUAACGCCUUGGGCGAGGUGGUGGCUGCUAAGGAGCCAGACGUGGUGUGCACGGAGUACCAGAACCAGUUCGCGUGGCCCAAGGACAGCACCGACUCGGUGCCGAGGAAGAGCAUCUCCAUGGGCGCGCUGAAGAAGGCGGCGGCUGCUGAAGGGUCUGUGGAAGCGGAACCCCUUAUGAAUCACGUGGAUGAUCAUGAUGACCAUAAGCGGUAUAUAGAAGACUACCUUUGGAACGGACAGAAGCCCGGCGUGCAGAGAAAAUCGACGUUCCGUAGCGCGCUAUCGGCCCUAAUAUCCAACGGGGAGGAUCGUUCCAAAGAUAAUAGGAAACGUUACAAAAGCGAGUACAAAAAGAAAUUUAGACCGUUCUCUCAGUACGUGUAUGAGGCGUCUAAAGGGACAUUUACAAAAUGCAGGGGGAAAGGGAAGACGAAUGAGGAGGCGAGCGAGAGGAUGCUAGGGCCGAGUUCGGGGGCAGGACAGAGCAAAGGGGACGCGGGGGCUGGGGCGGGGUCAGGGGCAGGGGCGGGGGCGGGGCAGGGACCAGCUGCGCUGGGGGAGGACAGCGCCAGCACGAUGCUCGCCGCGGGCCUGCAGCCGCUGGGACUCCCGCAGGGCGACUCCUGGUACCGCGAAGUGCUGGACCUGCGCAAGCGUGCCGGCGAAUACAAGUACCGCGGCUGGGGAACCGAACUCGCUCCUGAACACAUCACACAGCUUUACAAUAAGCAAAUCGAGCUCUGGUAUCAAGUGUCGCGACGGUCCUCGCUGUCAGCCCUAUCACUCGCUUCCACCAAUCACAAACCUCUACCACGAGAUGAGAAGGACGGCAAGGAGUCCAAAGGGCACUCGCCGAAGAAGUACAGGUCGUUUAGGUCGGCGCCGCACCAGUCCAUCCACGCGAAGCUUCAGGAGACGAAGGCUCUGGAACGGUCUCCCCACAAGACUUCCCCCCAGAAGCAGAGGAAGAAGCUCCAAGGACACAGCUUCGAUGAGGGCGCGGCCCAGGAUGGCGCUAAGGCCGGCGACAACGCGGCGUUCCGCUCGCCGCGCCGGCGCCCGCGCUCCGCCGACCCCGCGCCCGCGCACCCCGCGCACCCCGCGCCUGCGCCCGCGCCGGCCACCAAGCACCUACCCAACGGCCACGAGCCGCAUCCGCGCCCCGCCAAGCCUACCGGUUUGCCGUUGAGUAGAGGGGCUAGUAAUAGAGUUAGGUCGUCAACGAGGGGGGGGCGGUCUCCGUCAGCGCCGAGCAAAGUGGGAGCGCCCGGGGUGAAUGGGACUGGGGUGAAUGGGACACCGAUGGUGACCGGGGCGACUGGGACUCCGGACAGGGGCCGCCGCAGUCGCAGCGUGUCUAAAGUUGGCAUUAAACUGGACGAUGAGAUACCCUCUCACCGGAGUGCUUCGGUCGCGAAAGACCAUUUCUUCGACGAUUCCCCCAUAGUGAAGUCCCCGCCUGAACCGACCCGGGUGAAGUCUCCGGAACAGAUGAACAUGCGUAGCCCUGACCCGGUCAACUGGACGGUCCCGUUGGAUACGGGCAAAACGUUUACGGUCACCCAAAACGUGAAGAGCGAAAUCGCCCCAAUUCACCAUCAGCAAAUGUCGCCGAUACGUUCCCUGAAAAAGAGCGAGUCUCCCACCAGCCUCAGCAAGCGCACCGACAAGACGCCCACCACGCCCGUCAGCCUCACUCCCAUUGACGAGACGAAAGCUUUAGACAUGAACAAAGUUAAUGGAGUCAAUGGGGUCAAUGGCAUUAACAGCAAUCAGCUGACACCCGAAACUCCAACGCAGGACGCUAUAAAAGAAGAGGUGGUCAAGAAGUCGACUGAAGCCACUCAAGUCGCCCCCGGAAUCGUCGACACUACUGUAGUUAACGAAAGCCCCAAUACUGGGGGUUUGACCGCGGCCGAAGUGCUGGACCGAGCUCGUACGAGGUUCGACAAGUUCUGGGGCAAAAAAGAAGAAGACAAUGUUUAGUCCCUUCUAGAUUUUGGCUUCGUUUUCGACCGUAAACUAUGAACUCUCCAAUGAUACUUUGAAUAGACAAUAAUUAUUCAGAUUUGUUGAGAUCUUAAUCCUGAUUGAAAAAGAACACCCGUGUUUGCCUCAACUAUAUCCAAAAAUUCACAGUUUGCGGAUCGAAAACAUGAAACAUAAAUAAAAUUGUAGUAGGAAAAUUAAAAGCGCGGUGUUAACGUGAUAAAAUCAAGAAAAAUAGCUUCGCUUUAUAACGACGACUGUAUUAUUAAUAUAUAUUUAUUAAUUUAUUAGGUAUGUAUGUGUACUAUCAAUAAUACGAUCACUAUCUAUUUAAUAGGAGUGUGGUGGCUUGUGAUAGUAGUUUGACGGUCGAUGAUAGGAAAUUUUGAGUAAAAUUAAUUGAUCGAUUUAUAUUUAAUUAUAUAUUAUUAUAAUAGGUAAGUACUUAUAUUCUACAUUGGAUUUUUUGUGAAACCUAAAAAUCAUAACUAUAAUUACUUUAUGUAUCCGUUAAAAAAAAGUAAAUAUCUGUGAAUUUAACUCACCUAAUUAAUUUAUUUUUUCUCACAAUAAUAUUUCUCAUCUACCUUUUAAAUAAUAAUACCGAAAAAUUUAAAAGUCAACACUAAAUUAAAAUAAAACAUUACGUUCUAUAUCUUCUUCUCUGCGUUCAAAAACUAAUUCAAAAUAUUGGUUCUGAAUUAAUUAUACAAUGCAAAUUUAAAACUACAAGGGCAAUUGUAUACACACAACUAAGCCGUCCAAUGUAGAAUUAUUUGGCUACAUAAUUCCGACUAUUUUAAAAAUGCAUCAUUCCGAGAAAACUACAUUAAAAUUACUUUCUGAACUUGUUUACGAAACCAACCAAUCGCAAAGAAGCGCGGGAGCGGGAACUCCAAAAAAGUGGUUAGAAGUUUGUUUACGCUAUUACUAUUUUAAUUAUAAAUACAGUUUAAAUAAAGUAUUACAUCACCCAACAGUAUAAUUUUGUAAUAGAACACAAAUAAUGGAUAUAUCACGCAAAUCUUGCCGUUUAUGUUUAUCGGAAACCGAUUUUAACGUAUCACUGUUUGGAAACUACUGUCGCAGAACAUGUAUGAUAGAGAAAAUUCUGGUUUGCCUCAAGAUCGUCAUCGAAGAGAACGACUAUUUGGAUACUAUAUGUUUCAAAUGCGCCGAGAACAUAGAGAGAUACCACGAGUUCACUGUGUACGUGAGGAAGUGUCAAGUGCGUUAUGGUAAUAGAGAAACACGGCCGAGGAGUUUAGAAUGCUCCCCAAAUCAAGUGAACAUGCGGCACGUCACUUCUUAUGUCAGAGAGCAGGUUUACGACGCAGAUUACACAUUCUCCUUCCUCGAAAUACCGAACGAAGAAAAGAUGGAGCCGAAAGUGUCUAGCCCUUUCUUCUCGUAUUUCUCACCGCCAAACGUGGCAGUGAAGCAAUCUAAUAAGGAACCUGUAUGGAAGACGCCAAAGCCUCAACGCGAUAGUGCUCCAAAGAAGGAAAUAAAAGAAAACACAUUUAAAACACAAUACAAGUCGGAGCGCGCGCCCCGGCAUCACUCCAGAGACUUGUUCGAGUCUCAGUCUCAAGACAACGAUGAGCCCGAACCCAAGUCUCUGGACUGGAAACUGACUCCAGAUGACAACAUCAUAAAGAGAGUGAGACAGAAAUGCUUCGGGCGUGUCGACUUCUAACACAAAUCUCCACUAUUAAGAUCAUAGAGGUAUAAGAAUAGGGUAGGGGAGAUAAAGACUACUACAAGUGGAAGUGUCCCUC
This is a messenger RNA of Chilo suppressalis (striped riceborer), 4443 nucleotides long. NCBI's taxonomy places the organism in Eukaryota, Metazoa, Arthropoda, Insecta, Lepidoptera, Crambidae. The record is from the annotation of a GenBank genome assembly.